Messenger RNA from Megalobrama amblycephala (Wuchang bream), 4511 nucleotides. RefSeq names its product APC membrane recruitment protein 3 (gene amer3). The record is from RefSeq and is a predicted model, not a curated record. Lineage: Eukaryota; Metazoa; Chordata; Actinopteri; Cypriniformes; Xenocyprididae. Gene Ontology annotation, cellular component: plasma membrane. The transcript is spliced from 3 exons. Bases 355 to 3096 code for a protein of 913 amino acids. Gene Ontology annotation, molecular function: phosphatidylinositol-4,5-bisphosphate binding; beta-catenin binding. Gene Ontology annotation, biological process: regulation of canonical Wnt signaling pathway.
CUUUGAUUCAGUUAGUGGGUUUGUUAUAAACAGGUUUCGAUUAAUAUUCCCCUUUCAGAUGAGCUGGAGGCUUUAUAAUUUCACAACAAGGCGUGUUAUUGAAGCUUUUCAGUGAUAUUUCACUGUCCACCGUGUGUGAGAACGUUCCGCCGCUCACUGUCUCCAGGCGUAUGAUCAGUAGUGGUGAUGUUGUGUUGUGAGCGUUCUACUGUCUUCUGAUUGGUUAUCGUAAUUAUCUUCACACGCGCGCUGACAGCUAGAGCAUCCCAUCUUGUCACGCGCGUAUGAACCACCAGCUCCCGCCAAACGCCUUCUGCUACAAUCUGCUUCAGAUACAGUUAUGUAUAUGAAAACAUGGAGCUAUCAAAGAGUGAAGAUACUUCAGACGAUUCAAAGAGGUCAAGUAAGGCACAUGGCCGAAGUAAAUGGCAUGAAGAGCACAAAUCUCACAACACCCCGAAUAAUGGAUUUGUGAAUACACACAGUACUGAUGAAAGCACAUCCUCACUGCUUGUGCCAGACACUCUGGACAUACUCUCUCAAGCUGUUAGUGGCACACUGUCAGAAGGUCAUGAACGGCGCCACGGCUCUGUUAAAAGGAGCAGAACCCAUGACUGUGUGAGAGGAAUGGGACUGCAGCAAGAUAAGAGUUCUGGAUACAAAGAUGGGACCAACUGGCGCCAUCACCAUAAGUUGGUGACCAGCGUCAGCUUUUCAGGAUUCGAGGCGCCUCUAAGGUUGCUUUGUGAGAAUCGGGAUACAUCUGGCAGCAGUCGUGAAAUCAUUGAUUACCGUAACCUAACACCUCAAGUGCCCUUUGUGCCCUGCAUAGCCAAAUCCAUUCCUAAAAAAAGGAUCUCCCUGAGGAAACCUAGGAAGGCCAUUAACGAUUUGUUUGUCCACAAAAGACACAAACAUGAGAAAGCUACUUCACCGAGUACACCAUACCACGUUGCAGGUGAAAAUGUUCCAACACUGAAACGGACGAGGAAGACUGUAAGACACAGAGAAUAUACCACUGCAAGAAGCAGGUAUAACGAUGACCUCAGUGAGACUCCCUCCGAUUCUUCCAGUGAAUGUUGUGCUUAUGUCUGUGAGGAUGCUGCCUCAUUAAAAAGCUUUGGAUCUCAGGCUGGUUGUGGUGAGAUAUUUGCUGAUGAUCUUGUAUCUCCUGAGGGCAUGUUUAACCCUGAGCAUGACAAAGUUGCCUGUGAAGCUCCGAGGCCAAGCCCUACUACUGCAAGUUUCCAGGGAGGUAAGGAGUGUUUGGCCUCUCCAGCUCAUGCUGAGGUCCUGGACAUGUUUGGGUUGUGGGAAACCCUAAACAGAACUUUGCAUUUGGGGAACAGCUCAAAAGUAACGGAACAUGCAACAAAAUCCACAACACCUAUCAUGAAAUCUCCUUCCACAUCCAACUCUGAAGAUGUAACAGCAAAUUCACCACAAUCUGUAGAGCCUGAGAUCAGGGAACUUAAUACUGACAUGGUAACACCUAAAAGUGACAACCAAGGGAACACUAGUGAUGAGGGCUACUGUGAUUAUGUCUCUCCUGGUUUUGAGGACCGCAGCAGAAGUUCCCUCACUCCAGUGCAUUCCAACAAGUUCCCUGGGGACACGUACAGUGGAGAUGCUCUUUAUGAGCUAUUCUGUGACCCCAGCGAGGCAGAAAUUACCCCGAUCUUUGAUGAUGAGAUCGACCUAACAGACAGCAUUGUUGACCAGUGCAGUGAUUAUCCAUUAUCCAUGUACAGCUUCCAUGUUGGGGCAGAGGAAAAUCUUGCCCCACCUUUAGCUCGGGACUACGUUGGUCGAGAACUCCUGGAAAGUAAAUGGAUGGGAAAGGAUUGCUUACUAAAGCUUUGUGACACUGAGAUAUCUCUGGCUAUGGGUAUAGUUAAUUGGCUUAAGCAUAGGUCAGACAAAAGCAACCCAACAGAACUGAGAUCUUCACAGAGUAGUGGAGAAGAAACGGGAGAUUUAUGUCUAAGUUGUAAAACCCAGCCAGAAAGGGUUAGAAAACCACCAAGAGGAGCAAGAACUGUUAAUAAUAGAGGAGAUACAGUUCAUUUUAAAGAGAGAAGUCAGCAAAGUGUUGUCGUUCUGCCUUCAAAAUAUGAUGCUAACACAGUGAUGUCAACCUUGGCUUCUCCAGAGAGUCAACCCAAGACCCCAACGAGUGGUGUGUGUUUCAGAAUAUUCAAUGUCGACUCUCCAAUGACUCCAGGUGGAGAUUUGCAGUCCCCUGUGGUAAGCUCCCCUGGCUCUGGGACAAGGUCUUUGUUUGUGUUGGCCAUAAACAAGGAAUCUCUUUGUGAAUCUUGCAAGAGUUCCCUGAAAAACGGAGCUAAAGAUCUGCACCUGUGCCGUUCUUGUAUGUCCCUCAUUGAGCACAUCAAGACUUCAGACCUUUGGGCCCGUGUCAGUCUUCCCAGGUUCACUUUAACUCCACAGCCAAUAACCAGAGAUCUACUAUCCCCAGCAAGCACCUGCGGGAUAGGAAGUGACAUCAGCAUAGCUUCCCUUGUUGAGCAGUGUGCUAGUCAGUUGUCUUCUAUGAAGAUCAACUUUACCCAAACUCGCUCAAGCUGUGAGAUAAGAGAUGUCCCUGUACCUGAGCAUGGGGUAAAAAGGAACAAAGGACACUCUCAAAAAUACCUUAAGUCAAAACACAAGAAAAGGCCAGUGGCAACUACCGAGAGAGCCUCGCAUGCUAGACAUCGCUUGAGUAGGUCUAGCUUUUCUGAAGAUGUGAAACCUUCCCUUUUGGAGACUGAGGGACUUGGCUUUGUCACUACUAACGCUUCCAAUAAUUUGGUGUUGGAAACGUACGGUUCAUGUGCUGUUGAAUCUGGUGACACAGACAUAUCUCAAGCUACCAGGCCUACAUCUCUUCCUCUCAUGACCUCUGCCUCUUCUGAGUUUCCUUGCGGAGAGGACCACCACAUCCACCAUUUGAAAAAGACGGAAGAGGGAAACCCAGCCAAAAAGAAGCAUGGGUUACGUCAUCGCAAGAAGUCUGCUGUGAAAAGUGAGGGAUUAUGCAGUGUCUUUCCAGGGGAUAGGAAAGUAGAACGCAGAUGCAGGAUGAAGAAGUAAAGCCCGUAUUAAACAGAUUCUGAUUUUGUGGAUCCUGACUGUCUUAAACCCGUUUCUUCUGUCCAGUACCUCAGCCUUCUGGGCAGCUGACCUCUCUACCAGCUGUCAAAGUCUCUAUCUUUCAUCCUGAAGAAAUCUGACAUGUUUGCUCAUUUUACUGUCAACUCAGCAACACUGUCAGCCUGGAACAACAACAGGUCUGUUGAUCUGUUUGUUGGAGAAGUAACAUUUGUCUGAAACCUGUCGUAUCAGUGUUUUUCUCUCUCCAUAGUUUUUCUGCAAUCACUGCAAUUUUUAUUGCAAGUUUAUUGCUGGAGUUUUCAAACCCAGAAUCAAUGACAGUAAAUACUAGUGCAAUAACUAUAGUAACACUUUAUUAAUGUCCAAGGGACACAUUUUAAACUUGUCUUAAUAGAGUAAACUUUCACAAGUUCACUUACGGAAUUUUAAGUACAUUGUGGGAAGAUAUUCUUAGGUUGUUUUUGCAUAUCGAAACAAUCUGACAAGCUAUCUGAAAAGCUCUAUUCUGGAGUUUGGAAGAGAAAAAGACAAUUUCUUUAAAGGAUUGGGACAGCUGGAAACAUAGCAAUGGAAUCAACUUUGCAUUUUCAUUUGUCCAAUUAGAGUUCAAAACAGAGACGGAUAAUUGUGUAUCAGUGAAUAAAUGAGGUAAAGUAGCCCUUUGAAAAAACGCCUCUGAUCUGGCUGGUGUGACCAGAAUUGAUGAGUGCCACCAAAAAAGGGUCCAUUCAUACAUAUAGUAGGCCUCUUCACAAAGAAGGCAGGUGGCACUUUUACUUGUCGUCUUUGUCCAUUUUGGAAUGUAAUUCUGCCAGUUCAGUCCCUUUUUUUACUUGGUAAAUACUUCAACUCUAAACCUAAACCGCAAAAGUCCAGCUGGGGUUGUUAUUGAACAGAAUUCCCAUAAAAACAACCCCUGGAAUGACUAUUAAUCUAUAUAUGUCUCCACAUCUAUCUUUGAGCAGACAGUUAUCUGCUUAAAUAUAGAUGUCUGCACAUCUAUAUUGGGGUGGGAUAUCUGUUAACAUUGAACUUAACUUUGGGCCAUUACUCUCUUGAUUGAUGGUGAUGGAUGUAAAUAUGAAUAAACCAAAAUUUAAAAUACAUAGGUGUAAUUUGCUGGUAGGACAUGUCCCCUCCACUUUUUGCCAAAGUUGCCAGAUUUUUUUAAUGGUUUAAAGGGGGGCGUGACCCAAAAAGUUUGAGAACCACUGUCAUAAGUGCACACUUAAAGUGAAUUUAUGUUUUUAUUCACUGACGUGAAGAAUCGCUGGACUAACAAUAUAUUUUAAGGAAGAAACUAUGACAUUAAACAUGACUUCUCUGUCAAUAAAUUAAAGGGAUAGUUCACCCUAAAUGAAAAUAUGAUGUUUAUCUGCUUACCCCCAGGGCAU